This is a messenger RNA of Drosophila yakuba, 712 nucleotides long. It is a transcript of the gene Fis1, whose product is annotated as mitochondrial fission 1 protein. Gene Ontology annotation, biological process: mitochondrial fission; peroxisome fission; autophagy of mitochondrion. Lineage: Eukaryota; Metazoa; Arthropoda; Insecta; Diptera; Drosophilidae. The record is from RefSeq and is a predicted model, not a curated record. Gene Ontology annotation, molecular function: protein binding. Bases 105 to 569 code for a protein of 154 amino acids. Gene Ontology annotation, cellular component: peroxisomal membrane; mitochondrial outer membrane. The transcript is spliced from 6 exons.
AAAAGGUAAAGGAUGACGUUCUUUGGGAAUUGAAUGAACGGUCACUCUUCGCUUUUCAUUCUCUGUAUAAAAUUGUCUUGUUUGCUAGUAAAAUUUGUAUAACUAUGGAGGAUCUUUUAAAUGAAGUGGUACCACAAGAAGAUUUAGAGAGAUUCGAAAAAAAAUAUCAUCACGAACUUGAGUUGGAUGGUGAAGUUACCACAGACACAAAGUUUGAGUACGCAUUCUGUCUGGUCCGUAGUCGUUAUACAAAUGACAUUAGAAAGGGUAUUAUGAUUUUGGAGGAAUUGGCUCGUACUCAUCCAGAUGGAAGGCGUGACUAUAUAUAUUAUCUGGCCUUUGGUAAUGCUCGUAUUAAGGAAUAUACGUCUGGCCUAAAGUACUGCAGAGCAUUUCUUGACAUCGAAUCAAAUGAUCAAGUUCGCUCCCUAGAGGAAUAUAUUAAAAAAGAAAUCGAUAAGGAAGUGGCAAAGGGUAUGGCGGUUGCAGGCGGAGCAGCUUUAGUACUUGGCGGAAUAUUGGGACUUGGCAUAGCUAUGGCUAGAAAUAAACAAAAACGGGAGAAAUAGCAACGUCAACACUAAGGAAAAUGAAUCCUUCUCGAAAGGUGCACAUCAAAGAUGUCAAUCCUUAGGAUGUGUUAAUUUACUACACAAACAUUCUAGUUAAUCUAUGUACGAUUAAUCAAUAAAUUAUCCAAUUGUUUCUGGUA